Molecule: messenger RNA, 1210 nt
Organism: Drosophila guanche
Lineage: Eukaryota; Metazoa; Arthropoda; Insecta; Diptera; Drosophilidae
Gene: Nup43
Product: nucleoporin Nup43
Exons: 2
Coding region: 88-1158 (356 amino acids)
Cellular component (GO): nuclear pore outer ring
Molecular function (GO): protein binding
Source: RefSeq, a predicted model, not a curated record
AGUAGCCAACACUACUCACAAAAGCCGCAUUGGCCAAAACAUUUUUGUUUAUAUUCAUAUUCCGAGUGAAAGCAGCUAAAAAAUAAAAUGUCUUUACCAAAGGUCUCGUCCCACUUUGUAUCGGAGAAGAUAUCUGCCGUGCGGUGGCUCCCGGAGCAGCUGCAACAGAGCGAUCGCUUCGUGACCGGCAGCUGGGACAUGGACCACAACUUUGUGCGUUUGUACCGCCUGCAGUCGAACCAGUACGCGGACACCAGUGUGGACUACAUUCCGCGCUGCAACGACAAGGUGGACAUGGAGGCAGACGUCACAGCCAUGGAGUUCGUGGACAAAAACACAUUGGCCGUGAGCUGCGCCGACGGACACAUGAGUUUGAUGAAUGUGCACCGUGCCGUGGAGGAGGAUCAGCUGCAGCGCACAGCACGCAGCGAACGAUUGCACUACUUUAGGUACUCCAACAAAUCGGCACCCUGCACCGGCCUUUCCGUGUAUGGCGGCGACAUUGCCACCGUGGGCGAGGACGGCUGCGUCAACAUAAUGAAUGCCAGCAACGUGAAGCAAGUAAAGCGCACCAUAGAAGCAGACAGCAUGUCGCUGCUCUCGGUGUGCUACAUCAGCCAGCAGCAGCUGGUCGCGGCCAAUCGCAUGGGCAUCAUCCGAGUGCUGGAUGCACGCGCUGCCACAGCGGCUCAGCCAAAACUAUUCGUCGGAGUGGCCAGCGAGGAUGAGAAAAGUUCCAACUUCGUUUCCGCUAUGAGCACACAUCCCAUGCAGCAGCACAUUCUGCUCUGCGGCACGGAGGAGGGCUCCAUAACGGUGUGGGAUCUGCGCAACUUGCAGGGCCCUGCCUCGUAUCUGAGCGCACACGACAGUCCCAUCACGGACAUUGGCUUCCAUCGCAAGGACCCAUCCAAGGUGUUUACAGCCGCCGAGGCUGGCGUGGUCUGGAUGUGGACGGAGAACAAGCUGAUCGGCGAGCGAAACCUCCAGGAUGGCUCCAGCGCCUGGCUGAGCGGCGACCGUGUCCGCUCGCUAAUCAGUGUCAACGGAGUGCUGGAAAAAAUUCGCAAAUCUAUCAACUCCUUCGAUACGAAUGGCUCGCGGCUGCUGUGCGGCAGCGACACGGAGGCCGUUUAUUUAAUUGAUAACAUAUUUUGAACAUUUUGUCAUUUGUCUUUGUUUACUGCCAAAUAGAGUGUUUUCCAACCUA